Nilaparvata lugens (brown planthopper) is the source of this 2181-nucleotide messenger RNA. Its product is annotated as transcriptional repressor CTCFL-like. The record is from RefSeq and is a predicted model, not a curated record. NCBI's taxonomy places the organism in Eukaryota, Metazoa, Arthropoda, Insecta, Hemiptera, Delphacidae. Bases 70 to 516 code for a protein of 148 amino acids. The transcript is spliced from 2 exons.
CCAAGACUCGGUCAGAAGACAUGCUUUGCUGAAGCAUAACAAAUAUGUUAACAGAUAAGAGAUCAGACCAUGCUUGUUUGCCUAGCAUGUCUUCUUAGCUGUGAUUUGGCUAUCACCUUCAUUUGUCUUCUUCCAACUGAUUACAUCUUCCAGGACGACACCCAAUCAAGCGCCCCUCCUAUCUCAUCUGCAGACCAGGUGUUCAGCUGCCCCAAAUGCGCCAAAAGCUAUAAGGCGCUGUCAUCUCUGAAGAGACACGUCAACUAUGAAUGCGGCAUCGACCCCCAGUUCCAGUGUCGCAUCUGCGGCAAGCGCUGCAAGCAGAAGACGCACCUGAAGAGGCACAUCCUCGACAUGCACACCGAGGGAGUCGAGAGCUUCAGCUGUCCGCUGUGCAACUACAAGGCCAAACGCAAGAGCAACCUCAAGAUUCACAUUUUCGGUGUUCAUGCUAAGGCUGUGGCAGCUCUACAGAGCGACUCUCCCAAUUCCGAUCUAUUUAUUUCUAAUUUAUAAACUAAAUUGCGAAUAUCAUGACUCCCACAUCGAUAACUAUCAUUACUAGAACAUUAUUUGUUAUUGAUAAAUAUUUGGUUUGCAAAGGCCGUAACAACUUUAAGCCAGUUACUCGAUUCUUGAUUGUUCGAUUUUAUACCGUCCCUAUGGAAUCUACCAGAUUUAACGGAAUUCAGUAAACACGUGAACACAUCUUCUCUUCCCCAAGUCAUGUUUAAUAUAAUAGAAUUCAUAAGGACAGAGAAAAUUGUACGUUCAAAAGAUCGAAAUAUGUGUAACUAGACUAAAUGAUUCACUUUCUCAUUGUGAUAUACUUUUCUAUUUUUUAAAUUCUAUAAACACUUUGUGUAUUAUUUUUAAUUGAAGGAAUUUCAAUUAUUGUUCUCAAAACUAUAGUAUUGUUGGAUUGUUUUCACAUAUUUAAGGUGCUAGGGCAUUUAGUUAAUUGAGAAACGGAAUUAAAGUUGUUUGAAGGAGCUCAAUAUAUAGUUUGAAAGAAAAACUGAAAUAUUAUUUAAAAUUAGAGGAUUGUAUUCAAUAUUAUUGGUGUCUCAGAUCGAUAGAUUAUAUCCAAGUAUUGUGAUCAAUAGAAAACUAUUCUUUGGUUAAUGAAUCUUUAAAUGUCGACUUUUCUUCUUACUCAUUCUUUUCAGUUAGACAUUUCUCCCAAUUCAUUUUUAAGAAAAUUAGAUUUUAAAAUUAACUAUUAAAUUAGUCUAUUGAAGGCAAUACUGAAUUAUUGUUUGUUUGUUUCAACUUCAUAGAAGCUUACAAAACAAACUAAACACUUUCAAAUCGAAUAUACCUUUAGUAUUGAUACGGAUUAAAUAUUAUUUUCCAAUAAACUCAUCAAAAUGUUUCAACUCUAAUUACGUAGAAUAAUCGUGCAAUAAUAUAAUCAAAACAACUCUUAACUAUUGAUGCUAACUACUAUUACUAUUUCUUAAAAUAUAUUUCUAAUACCAGAGUCAGAGUGUAUUAUGAAAUUCUUCUAAUUCCUCAUGUGACACUUGUAAUAAUUUAUCAGAAUGCUUCAGCAAAUAUUUUCUAAAAUUAUCAAGAACUCUCCACAAAAAUUGAGGAUUGUAAGUAAUAUGACAUUGUGAGUUGCCUGUGACAGUAUUUCUUCCUCCAAAUUUCUAACCCUGAAUUAGUUCAUUUUUAAAUUUUCAAUUUGUGAGAAUUUCUGUUAAAUUUUGAAUUGAAAGUUUUGUUUACAAUACUAAAAUAUUUUAUAUGAUCUAUUGUAAAUUUAUAGUUUUGUGAUUUUUAUUGGCUGAUAUCACUUUUCUUAUCAUUUAUGUUUUACGUGUUUUAUGUAUUUAUUUAUUUCAUACAAUGUUUCAUUACACUUGAGGCAUGUAAUUAAUAACCAUAAUAACCAUGUCUUGUAGAGCCAUUUUAAUUCAUCUGAAGCUUUCAAAAACCUUUUGAAUGGUCCAAUAUAAAAGCAUGUAUAGUGAGUAUCCCAGCAAAUCUUCAACUAAAUGACUAUUUCAAUGUAUACUCAUGAGAUAUUAUAUUGUUCCUAUUUAAAGACAUUGACUGAUUUGAUUCUUCUUGUUUGAGAAACAAUAUUCAAUUAUUGAGUAUUGAAAGAUAAUUAUUGUAUUGAUUUUCAUUAUUAUUGAUAAUCAUAUAUUCAGAAUUAUAUUUUUUAAAUAA